This is a messenger RNA of Gadus chalcogrammus (walleye pollock), 2771 nucleotides long. RefSeq names its product eukaryotic translation initiation factor 3, subunit Ba (gene eif3ba). NCBI's taxonomy places the organism in Eukaryota, Metazoa, Chordata, Actinopteri, Gadiformes, Gadidae. Gene Ontology annotation, cellular component: eukaryotic translation initiation factor 3 complex. Gene Ontology annotation, biological process: translational initiation. The record is from RefSeq and is a predicted model, not a curated record. Gene Ontology annotation, molecular function: RNA binding; translation initiation factor binding; translation initiation factor activity. The coding region runs from base 198 to 2240 and encodes 680 amino acids. The transcript is spliced from 19 exons.
UAGCCGAUCCACAUUUUUUACAUUCGCUAUUCCACGCUGUGCCACAGCGGUACACGCAAAUUCCGGUCUUGCACUUCCGUCGCUUCGUCCAUUUUCGCGUAAUCGCACAUGGUGCCUCACCGCUCCGGAGCCGCCAAGCCUUCUAAAUUUCUAGAUAAUUCUCCUUUACUUAUAAAUUGCCACAACUAGCCUGUUAAAUGCACGAAACUAUGGACAUGGCGGACGACCCGGAGUAUGACGAAGAGGAACCUUCGUUCAGUGACUCGGAGGACUACGUGGAUGACAUCGAAGAGGACGAGCUGUUGAGUGACCUCAUGAGGGAGAAGCCACUCGAGGCUGAUGGCAUCGACUCCGUGGUGGUGGUGGACAAUGUACCCCAAGUAGGCCCAGAGCGGCUGGAAAAAUUGAAGAACGUUGUCAAUAAAAUCUUCUCCAAGUUCGGCAAGAUCACCAAUGAGUUCUGGCCAAUGGACAAUGGGAUGACAAGAGGGUACAUCUUCCUGGAGUACCUGGCCCCCACCCAGGCCCAAGAGGCGGUGAAGAACGCUGAUGGAUACAAACUGGACAAGCAGCACACCUUCAGGGUCAACGUCUUCACUGAUUUUGACAAAUAUAUGAACAUCAGUGAUGAAUGGGAGACUCCAGAAAAGCAGGACUUCAAGGACUUUGGUAACAUGCGCCACUGGACCGAAGACCCAGACUGCCGUGACCACUUCAGUGUGAUUUACGAAUCGGGAGAAAGGACCGCGAUCUAUGCAAAUGACGCCAAGGAGUCCAUCACAGUUGAAGAGAGAGCGCGCUGGACGGAAACGUACGUGCGCUGGUCUCCCAAAGGCACCUACCUGGCCACCUUCCAUCAGCGCGGCAUUGCGCUGUGGGGCGGUGAGAAGUUCAAGCAGAUCCAGAGGUUCAGUCACCAGGGAGUGUCCCUCAUUGACUUCUCUCCAUGCGAGAGGUACGUGGUAACGUUCAGUCCCCUGAUGGACACCAAGGAGGACCCCCAGGCUAUUAUCAUCUGGGACAUUCUGACCGGCCAGAAGAAGAGGGGCUUCCACUGUGAGAGCUCUGCUCACUGGCCCAUCUUCAAAUGGAGCCACGAUGGCAAGUUCUUUGCCAGGAUGACCCAAGACACACUGAGCAUCUAUGAGGCUCCUUCUAUGGGUCUGCUCGACAAGAAGAGUCUGAAGAUCUUUGGAAUCAAGGACUUCUCAUGGUCUCCAGGAGAUAACGUCAUCGCCUACUGGGUGCCCGAGGACAAGGACAUCCCAGCCAGGGUGACCCUGUCGCAAAUGCCCACGCGUGAGGAGAUCCGUGUGCGUAACCUGUUCAACGUGGUGGACUGCAAGCUGCACUGGCAGAGGAACGGCGACUACCUCUGUGUCAAGGUGGACCGAACCCCCAAGGGAACACCGGGCGUGGUCACCAACUUUGAAAUCUUCCGCAUGCGUGAGAAGCAGGUGCCCGUCGACGUGGUGGAGAUGAAGGAGGGCAUCAUCGCGUUCGCGUGGGAGCCCAACGGCAGCAAGUUUGCUGUUCUCCACGGGGAGUCUCCCCGAAUCAACUCCUCCUUCUAUCACGUCAAGAACAACGGGAAGAUCGAUCUCAUAAAGUCGUUUGACAAACAGCAGGCCAACAGCAUCUUCUGGAGCCCUCAAGGACAGUUUUUGGUGCUGGCUGGACUCCGGAGUAUGAACGGAGCGCUCGCCUUCGUGGACACGUCAGACUGCACCAUGAUGAACAUCGCCGAGCACUACAUGGCCUCGGACGUGGAGUGGGACCCCACCGGCCGCUACGUCGUCACCUCCGUCUCCUGGUGGAGCCACAAGGUGGACAACGCCUACUGGCUGUGGACGUUCCAGGGCCGCCUGCUGCAGAAGAACAACAAGGACCGCUUCUGUCAGCUCCUGUGGAGACCUCGACCAGCCACGCUGCUCGGAGUCGAGGAGAUUAAGGUGAUCAAGAAGGAUCUGAAGAAGUACUCCAAGAUCUUUGAGCAGAAGGAUCGUCUGAGUCAGUCCAAGGCCUCUAAGGAGCUGGUGGACAAGCGUCGGGCCAUGAUGGACGAGUACCGUCUCUACAGGGAGGCCGCCGUCCAGACCCUGCUGGAGCAGAAGGACCUCCGUCUGGAGCUCCGAGGAGGGGUGGACACGGAUGAGCUGGACAGCAACGUGGAGGACUGGGAGGAAGAGACCAUCGAGUUUUUUAUCAACGAAGAAAUCAUUCCCCUCGGAGAUCUGUAGUCCACUCCGCAGUACAUCCGUGUUUGUGUGAGGUGACGAGACCGGUGGGGGUGAACGGAGGGGCCAGAGGACCACGCUCGGAAUCUUGGGGCUCCUCACAGAUCCCCACGUUCCACAUUAGUGACAUCACAAAAACAAAAAGAGCACGCAUCGUUACUCCAGCUGCACCAGGAGAGAGUGUGGAAAUAUACUCUGCAUCACUCUUUAUCACUUUUUUUCUUUUUCUGGACAAAGAUAGUUUUAAUAAUUGGAGUUUCUCAAUCUUUUUAUCUGCCCUCUCUCCUAUUGUGACCUCUGACCUUGCGGUGAACCCGGUAUGGGUCACCGCUGGCCAGCGGGGGGUGCCGUAGAAGAGCGGUGCGGGAGCGAUGUGACCAAACUAAUAGCCUUUUUAGUUGUUGUGCUACGGUGGCGCUACGGGGGCCUGUAUCCUCCUCCAUUCAGACUGGUCCUCCACAUAGCGGGGGGGGGUGCUGUGGGGAGAACUUUAAAUAAACAGUCAAACACACUACCGAUGCUCUUGGCUUCUGU